Messenger RNA from Lepus europaeus (European hare), 4332 nucleotides. It is a transcript of the gene MAPK9, whose product is annotated as mitogen-activated protein kinase 9. Gene Ontology annotation, cellular component: cytoplasm; nucleus. Gene Ontology annotation, molecular function: JUN kinase activity; ATP binding. The record is from RefSeq and is a predicted model, not a curated record. The transcript is spliced from 12 exons. Gene Ontology annotation, biological process: JNK cascade; protein phosphorylation. The coding region runs from base 201 to 1475 and encodes 424 amino acids. NCBI's taxonomy places the organism in Eukaryota, Metazoa, Chordata, Mammalia, Lagomorpha, Leporidae.
UGGUCCCCGCGACCUUGGAUUAGGCGCUGGCUGCCCCUUCGGGAAAGUGGGGCCAUGUCUGCUCUUCAAGACUGGGCUGUCUGUGGGAGCAUCUGGACGCGAGUCUGUGCACACUGGUGGACCAUCGGGCCGGAUACUGCCCCUUGCUGGCGAACCUGACAGCGGUACCAGCACUUGGGAACACUGUAUGACACUACAUCAUGAGUGACAGUAAAUGUGACAGUCAGUUUUACAGUGUGCAAGUGGCAGACUCAACGUUCACUGUCCUAAAACGUUACCAGCAGUUGAAACCAAUUGGCUCUGGAGCCCAAGGAAUCGUUUGUGCUGCUUUUGAUACAGUUCUUGGGAUAAAUGUUGCAGUCAAGAAACUAAGCCGUCCUUUUCAAAAUCAAACUCACGCAAAGAGAGCUUAUCGAGAACUUGUCCUGUUAAAGUGUGUCAAUCAUAAAAACAUAAUUAGUUUGUUAAAUGUAUUUACACCACAAAAAACUCUAGAAGAAUUUCAAGAUGUGUAUUUGGUGAUGGAAUUAAUGGAUGCUAACCUAUGUCAGGUGAUUCACAUGGAGCUGGACCAUGAGAGAAUGUCCUACCUUCUUUACCAGAUGCUUUGUGGCAUCAAACAUCUGCACUCAGCCGGGAUAAUUCACAGAGACUUGAAGCCUAGCAACAUUGUAGUGAAAUCAGACUGCACCCUUAAGAUCCUUGAUUUUGGCCUGGCCCGGACAGCGUGCACCAACUUCAUGAUGACCCCCUAUGUGGUAACGCGGUAUUAUCGGGCACCUGAAGUCAUCCUGGGUAUGGGCUACAAAGAGAACGUUGAUAUCUGGUCAGUGGGUUGCAUCAUGGGAGAGCUGGUGAAAGGUUGUGUGAUUUUCCAAGGCACUGACCAUAUUGAUCAGUGGAACAAAGUCAUUGAGCAGCUAGGAACACCGUCUGCAGAGUUCAUGAAGAAACUUCAGCCAACUGUGAGGAACUAUGUGGAAAACAGACCGAAAUACCCUGGAAUCAAAUUUGAAGAGCUCUUUCCAGAUUGGAUAUUCCCAUCAGAAUCAGAACGAGACAAAAUAAAAACGAGUCAAGCCAGGGAUCUGUUAUCAAAAAUGCUGGUGAUCGACCCCGACAAGCGGAUCUCUGUGGACGAGGCUCUGCGCCACCCAUACAUCACUGUCUGGUACGACCCCGCCGAGGCAGAGGCGCCACCACCUCAGAUUUACGAUGCCCAGUUGGAAGAAAGAGAACAUGCGAUUGAGGAGUGGAAAGAGCUAAUUUACAAAGAAGUAAUGGACUGGGAAGAAAGAAGCAAGAAUGGUGUUGUGAAAGAUCAGCCUUCAGAUGCAGCAGUAAGUAGCAACGCCACUCCUUCCCAGUCGUCAUCUAUCAAUGACAUCUCAUCCAUGUCCACGGAGCAGACACUGGCCUCAGACACAGACAGCAGUCUUGAUGCCUCGACAGGACCUCUGGAAGGUUGUCGAUGAUGAGUCAGAAAUAGCAGACUUGUCAUCAGUGAAGGGACUCUCGCUUCCUGGGCCUGAAAUGCUUGGGAGUUGAUGGAACCAAAUAGAAAAACUCCAUGUUCUGCAUGUAAGAAACACAAUGUCUUGCCCCUACUCAGUUCUGCUAGGAUUGCCUGCUUAGAUUAUAAAAACGAAGCAGAUCAUGUCUGAAGAAAAAAAAAGUGCAAGCCACAGUUUUAAAAAUUUUGUUCAAGAUCAUUUCAGGUGAGCAAUUAGACAAGGUGACUUUUGUUUGAGUUGUAGGUGGUGGUGGUGACACUCAUCCGUAACUGCUGGGUCUCAUGUGCAUGUGACGACAAAUGCCUGCGUGACUUGCCCAUCUAGCACUUUGGAAAUCAGUAUUUAAUUGCCAAGUAAUCUUCCAGGUAGUGCUACUUCUAGAAUUAUCUCCUAAUCUUCCUAAGUAAUUGGAUGUCCGGAAAAAAAAUAGGUUCAUGUAUAUUAAUUGGCCACCAUCAUAUUAUCAUAUCUUACCUUCUUUUACGGUAUGAUUUAUUCUAUCUUUUGUAUUUCAGAAAGAUUAUAAUGGAAUCUAUUUAAUAAAUAAAACAUAUAGCUUUCUUAAGUUUGCCAUGUUUUGGCUGAGAAGUCUCACUGCUAUCACCAGGACCACAUCCCUGGAUGCUGUCUUCUCUGAAUGGUCUGGUCUCGGGUGAUUGUACAGUCAGCUUUACUGCAUGAUCAAGUUCUGUUUUAUUUUGUGCUACUUAAAACACACUCACCUUUGAAGUCCUGUCUUCCUUAUGCCGUUUUCUCUGGGUCUUCUGGGCUUACUAUUAAUUUAAAAUACUACCUGAAACUCCCAUCUGCUUUAUUAAGCAUAUGACACCUGUCUCAAUAAUACGAUGGCAAACAGAUUCCUGAAUCCGCUGCCUAAUGGUCGUGUUAAACUUUCCGAAAUGGUCGCUGACAGUUGUUGCAAUCAUUGACUUCGUCAGAGACUGGGGUAGGUGGUUCACUUCUGUCCCUGGGGUGAAACAGGAGAUCUCAAAAGGCAGCGGUUCCCUCGGCCAACCCCGCGUUCUCACUUGGCUUUUUCUCUGCUGAAAGAAGCCAGGUGAGUGUCCCUUUGGUCUGUCGCAGGGUGGGGCUGAGUCGGGAGGCCCGCCUGCUGCUGCUGUUGCCUUUUGUGGCUGCCUAGCCGCCUUGCCCUCCCUCGCUGAGGGAAAUCUGUGAAUGUCCUGGGACACUCUGCAGAGGAAUGUGAAGGAGAAACCCUCCAGAGUAGUGAUUAACGUUGACUACCUUCUGAUUUUAAACUGCUCACCUGAAAUUGAUGCUUUCAGACGUGAUGAAAUGUCAGGUUUUCAAGAUGCACUAAGAUACUGAGUAUACAGUGUCACUGCAGAAAUGGAGUUAGGGCGAUCACACUUUGGCUGCCUGUGCUCUUAAUGUGUUUCCCCUCGAGCUUAUGUUGUUACCAAUUCAUUAUCUCGUAUUCACUUAUUUGAAGCUAUUUGGUCAAUAUUCUAUAGAAUGUGUUCUGAAGGAGGAAGAAAGUUCAUGCUAGAUGUAAAAUAUAUGAUUCUAUCUGCACCGGUUGUAUCUUAUCGGUUGGUUGGUCGGUCUUGUCACUGGAGACUGGAACCCUUGAGGAACAAAAUUGACAUUGAGAUAAGAAGUAGUUUCCUGAAGUGUCUUCUAGACACCUUCAAGAACAAAGAGGAAACAGUAACUUGGAUUGAGGCCAAAACACCUGUUCCGUGGCUUGGGGGCAUUUCCACCUUGUAGACCUGAUGGUCUCGGUGAGGAAGGCAUCACUAUGCACACGUCAGCAUCUUAUGAUGGCCUUCUCUCUAACACACAUUCAAAUAAAGAGACUUUACUAAAUCUAGUUUAAAGGCAGAAACAAAGAAAAGGGAGAGUUUUACAAACACGUCACCUGCCACAGGUGAGGCCUCCUCUGGGUCCUACAGGGUGGCCUCUGCCCGCGCACUGCUCUGUGCACUGAGUGAGUCUGCCGUCCUGAAUGGAGCCGUGUCAGCGUGGACAGGGUCUCCACCAGAGAGAGUGCACCAGGACAGGCACCGAGCUCCACGGACAUACCUCACCCAGUAUUAGGGUCCCCCCUUGUGAGCCGACAUCUGCCAGGGUCCUGGUGCAGUAAGAGUGCUGGGGAUAAAUGCUGUCGUGGGAUAAAGAACUGAAAAUGUGCUCAACUUUCUCAUUUUUUCUAUUUUAUUUUUGUAAUUUAUAUUGUACACAACCCUGGAAGUAACUAUUUUGGACAUGUAUUUUUAUAAACCAGGUAAUUUAUUAUUAUCCUGGAAUUUGGACUAGGUUUGUUUCUUUUAUUGGCUUCAUUUUCAGUCCAGAAGGAAAUGACUGCCUCCCUGAUGCCUGGGUCUUCAUUUCAAAUGCAGGUUCCGGAGAGCAGAGAGAGUUCUACCAGAAUAGAACAGUCUGGAAACACUGGCCACACCACGUUGGCCGGGCUCUGGGCCGGGAGAUAGAAACAAGGCUCAGCUCUCGGGGGCCUGGAACAGGGAGCCUCAGUGCCGAGAGGCGAGCACCCUCGCCGGGGCCCUGCUGACACCCAGAGCCCAAGUGUGAAACACAGAGUGGAAUACCGGUUUAAUCCGGAUUUCAUGCUGUGUAAGGAUAAUGAUGUCUGAGUCCGUCUGAUUGAUUUCCAAUGUAACUCCUCUGGUAUUUCAUAUGAUAGCAAAUACAGGUGUGACCUUUCAGACUGCAUAUCUCAAAAGUAACAUUGCCUAAUGUUUUAUAAUAAAAUAUAUUGUGUGUGUUUUGAUUGGUGAAAAUAAUACAGACUACAUUUUAAAAGAGAAAUGUAUAGCAUGUCCAAUUUUUUGUUUUG